Messenger RNA from Drosophila teissieri, 1565 nucleotides. It is a transcript of the gene Tango2, whose product is annotated as transport and Golgi organization protein 2. The transcript has 4 exons. Gene Ontology annotation, biological process: protein secretion; Golgi organization. Gene Ontology annotation, cellular component: Golgi apparatus. The coding region runs from base 440 to 1462 and encodes 340 amino acids. The record is from RefSeq and is a predicted model, not a curated record. NCBI's taxonomy places the organism in Eukaryota, Metazoa, Arthropoda, Insecta, Diptera, Drosophilidae.
CAAAAAAAAACAAAAGAGAAAUCAAAACAAGCGAACCCCGUCAUUGAAAUUAAAGAAAAUACUGCUUUGUUUGCGAUAAUGGGAAUGCUUUUUGCCCCGUAAAUAUGUAGAUACCAUAUAGAGGCACGGCUCACAGGAACACCCACCAAUCCAAUCCAAACCAUUUACAUUUACCACUUAGAUUAGCUGGGCUCGCAAACAACGGAUAAGACUGUAUAUCAGCUGUACGCACGGCUAUUUAGUGAUAAAACCAACGUAGUAGUAGUUCCAUUGCCACAAAGUAACAAAGAGAAGACUGAGCUGAACCACCUGCCAUUUUGAUACGGACACCCCACCGAGAUUAAAGCCCACUUUUCGAACGCCAUCCGCAGUUGUCCCGCGACCCUUACGCACUACACAUCGCAACCAUAGCCACAAACACCAUAGGAGGAUAUAGACGAUGUGCGUGAUAUUCUUUUGUGCGGACUCCAAUCCGCAGCCGGGCGGCUACAAGCUCAUCCUGGCCUCCAAUCGGGACGAGUUCUUCGCCCGCGCCACCCAGUCAGCGGCCAAGUGGGCGAAUGCCGACCAUGUUUACGGGGGGAUCGAUCUGGAACCGGGACGCGAAGGCGGAACCUGGCUGGCGAUCGGCCAUUCCGCUGGCUUCUUCAAGGUGGGCGCCCUGCUCAAUCUGACCGGCGAGCCGAAGCCGCGCGAUGCAGUUGCGCACAAGAACAUUUUGCAACCGCAUAAUCACAACAGCAACAGCAUCGGCAUUAACCUUUGCCCCAAGCCCACCACCUCCAACAGCUACCGUCAUCCGAAUCCAAAUCCGAAUCAGAACCCGAAUCCGAAUCCGAGUAAGGGACAAUCGAAUAACGAACAUUUCUUACUAGGGCGCGGCAUGAUUGUGGCGGACUUUGUCACCCAGGCGGACGAGGAGCACAACAUCCUGAACUACAACGGAAGCCUGCUCAAGGACUGCACCAAGUACUCCGCCUUCAACUUUGUGUCCAUUGAAAUCGGAUCUUCAUCCCAGCCUGCCCGCGUGAAGCUACUAAGCAAUGUGCCGCCCACGCUGGAGGACUUCCAGAACGGCGAGUGCUACGGAUUCGGCAACAGUCUGCCCCACACUCCGUUCGAGAAGGUGCGACAUGGCAAACAGGAGUUCGAGGCGAUCGUGAAGGCGCAUGGGGGAUCCAGCGUGGAGACUCUAUCCGCCCAGCUGAUGCAGUUGCUCCGCAAUAAGCACAAAUUCUGGCCGGACGUCGAGUUGAAGAGACGUGCACCCAACUGGGGCGAGGGAUUGAGUGCCCUAAAUGUUCAUAUCGAAGAUCAUGCUUACGGCAGCCGGACACACACUGUUGUCCUGGUGGAUAGCGAGAAUAAGAUGCACUUCAUUGAGGAAACAAUGAGUGGAUUGGAUCCGCUCGGCGAAUGGAGCAGGACCCACAUUGAAAAGGAUUUUCAAAACAGCGUUUAGCUAGCGACAGGAUGAGCCCAGCAUUAUCUCAUUUGAAGACUUUCAUUGUGUAGAGUAACUUAACUUACUUGGACUUUGGCAUUUGCAAUAAUAAUAAAUAGUC